AUGUCAGAAACUCAAGUGGUGAACUUGAUCCUGUCCCUGCGCCAAGCAGGGCUGUUUCCUAGCUCCGCACCCCUCAUCCCAGAGGACUUUACCCCGACGACAGAGCUUCAGGUGACAUUCGGCGAGAAAUCAGUUUCUCUGGGAAACCUGUUCAGGGUCAGUGAUUGCAAAUCAGCACCGAAGAUAUCUUUUGCCGCCGAGAGAGACCUUGAAUCUCCACAGCAAUAUACCUUGCUCUUGAUAGACCCAGAUGCACCGACCCCAGAUGACCCCAAAUUUGCAUACUGGCGGCAUUGGGUCAUUUCCGGACUACAACCUUCGGGGGCGCCUGAAACUGUUCAGACAUUAACAGAGUAUCUAGGCCCUGGACCUAAAGAUGACUCACGACCACAUCGGUACCUAUUUCUGCUGUUCCGCGAGCCACAUGGCCUAUCACUUUCAAAGGAAGACGUUGGGGGUGAAGAGUUUACGGCUCGGAGGUCGUUUAAAGCUGCCGAGUGGGUGCAGAAGCAUGGACUGGAGCUCGUUGCUGUGAACUGGAUGCUAGGCGCUGGGGAUGGUUGGCACGAGUAA
Aspergillus bombycis is the source of this 573-nucleotide messenger RNA. Its product is annotated as YbhB/YbcL family Raf kinase inhibitor-like protein. The transcript is spliced from 3 exons. The record is from RefSeq and is a predicted model, not a curated record. Gene Ontology annotation, biological process: regulation of Ras protein signal transduction; regulation of proteolysis. Gene Ontology annotation, molecular function: peptidase inhibitor activity; phospholipid binding. Bases 1 to 573 code for a protein of 190 amino acids. NCBI's taxonomy places the organism in Eukaryota, Fungi, Ascomycota, Eurotiomycetes, Eurotiales, Aspergillaceae.